Strongylocentrotus purpuratus (purple sea urchin) is the source of this 2568-nucleotide messenger RNA. It is a transcript of the gene hibadh, whose product is annotated as 3-hydroxyisobutyrate dehydrogenase, mitochondrial. Bases 76 to 1086 code for a protein of 336 amino acids. Gene Ontology annotation, cellular component: mitochondrion. The record is from RefSeq and is a predicted model, not a curated record. Gene Ontology annotation, molecular function: NAD binding; 3-hydroxyisobutyrate dehydrogenase activity; NADP binding. Gene Ontology annotation, biological process: L-valine catabolic process. NCBI's taxonomy places the organism in Eukaryota, Metazoa, Echinodermata, Echinoidea, Camarodonta, Strongylocentrotidae. The transcript is spliced from 8 exons.
AUAUCGAUAGCCAUGGAUUGAUUGAUGGUCUGAUCUGGGUUCUGACGUUGACCAAAGUCUCUAAACGCGAACAAAAUGUUGUCUGCAACUUCUAUCGUCUUCCGGAGCUCCAGAAUUUCACCUGCGGUAGCCUCGAGAUUGCUGGAAUGCUACAAUCGUAGAGAAUUGUCUGCAAAGGGGAUGGCAUCCAUGGCCCCUGUAGGCUUCAUUGGCCUGGGCAACAUGGGGGCCUACAUGGCCAAGAACCUUAUCAACAAGGGCUACCCAGUAGUAGUCAACGACGUCUACCCUGAGGCUGUGGCUGAUCUGGCAGACAUUGGUGCACAGGUUGGAGACACACCGGCCGAUGUGGCACAGAAAACAGACCGCAUUAUCACCAUGCUGCCUUCUAGCCCCAACGUCUUGGAAGUUUAUACAGGAGAAAAUGGAAUUUUAUCGACAGUUAAGCCAGGCACCUUACUGAUAGAUAGCAGCACUAUUGACCCUCAAGUAUCCAAGGAUGUAGCAGCAAAAGCAGAGAAGAAAGGAGCUACAUUCAUGGAUGCACCUGUAUCAGGAGGUGUGAAUGCUGCCAGGGAUGGCAUCUUGACAUUUAUGGUUGGAGGAAAGACUGAAGAGUUUGUUGCUGCUGAGGAGCUCCUACUCAACAUGGGCAAGAAGGUGUGGCAUACUGGAGCAGUAGGAACAGGAGAGGCAGCAAAGAUCUGCAAUAACAUGUUACUAGCCAUCUCCAUGAUUGGUGUUUCAGAGGUCAUGAAUCUUGGAACAAGAUUAGGUUUGGAUAAGAAGAUCUUGGCUGACAUCCUAAGUACAAGCACUGGUCGAUGCUGGUCUGUGGAUACCUACAAUCCAGUUCCAGGGGUCAUUGAAGGUGUGCCAUCAAGUAACAACUAUCAAGGAGGAUUCGGUACUGCCCUCAUGGCAAAGGAUCUUGGCUUAUCCAAUGCAGCAGCCAUCAACACCAAGUCACCAAUCCCUUUGGGCUCCCUCAGCAAUCAAAUCUAUCGUCUCAUGUGCAACCAGGGAUACUCCCUCAAAGACUUCUCAUCUGUCUACCAGUUCCUUAAAGAACAGCAGGAUUCGUAAUGAUAAUUCAGAGAGUCGCUGGCCCGUAUUCAUAAAAGCACACUAAGUUAAACUAGGUUAACCUACUGUAGAGUACAAGCCAAUGUUUUCACCAACAAAUAUUUUUGCAAAUCGGUUUUGUGAUAACUAACACGGGGUAAUUAUAUUACAUGUUUGCUUAUGCAUUACCAGCUUACUUUUUGCCUCUUGUGAAAUUCAUAUAAACCAGGGAACAAUUUACCAAAUAAUGGCAUAUACAGUAGUCUACUUUUUCAUGGGGUGCCUAAUGUAAUUCCAUACAAAUUAUUAUGAAUUCUGAAUCAAGCCAUGAAAUGAAACAAAUGGAGUUUGUAUUGGCAUGUUUUGCAUUUGUUUGUUAUUUUGUUAUGGAAUUAUUGUAAUUUCAAUGAAUUAAAUGAAGUGGUUGACACUUGAUAGUCGAUUGACUAUCUAUGUAUCUAUGUAGUUUAAGUUCAAACCUAGAAUAAACCUAGUAUGCAUUUAUGAAUACCAGCCAUUUUAUCUAUAUUUUUACUGCAAAAUUAGGAAUCAACUGAGAGCUGAAUUGAAGAUUAUUUUACUACUUGUUAUUGUCUCAUAUUUGAGACAGGGAUUAGCCUCAAAUGUCGAGAGUCAAUCUCUCUAUAUAUAUCAUCUGUCUUGGGGUCAAGGUUUCUUUGUCUUCCUUUUAACUUGAUAGUUAAUCUGAACUUCAGCUUAUUUGCCCUAGGAGGAAUUGCACCCUGAGAAUUAAAGGAGUGAUGUAAUGCAUUUUAGUCUUACAUGUAUAUUAUGUAAACGUCAUGAAUUCUUAUGUAUGCCAGAUGAAGUCAAGUUGAAAUAUUAGCUAUGUGAAUAGUAAACCUAUUUUUUGUACAACCAAUACUGCAUUGCACCAGAUUUUCUAUAUUGUAUCUCAUACUUUCAGUGCUCAUUGAUUGCAGAUAAUGGCAGAAAUGAGAUCAGGUCCAAGGUGUUUGAUCAUUUGGUCUUUCAUAGGUUACCAAGUAGAUUUGAACUCAUGAACAUUAAUAGACAUCAAAAGUGUCACUUUACUCCAUUUUUGGUUGAGAUAAACUCUGGUAGGGCUCUUGAUUUAAUGUGAUGAUCAGAUAUAGGCACAUCCAUUUAUUAAGGCCACCCAAGGGAAACAGAAACAGGGAUCACAGUAGACAGUUGCCUUUCUUGACAGGUUCUACAACAUAUAUAUUUCUCAAGAGAGACAAAAUUCAUUGUCACUAUAGACAGGUGGCCACUAUUAAAGACGGGUUUGACUGUAUACUAAAAUCUUUUUGUGGUUGGUUACAAAGUGGGACAAAAUGACUUGGACUUGUCAAAUAAAUAUAAAAGGUGACUUUGUUUUAUCUCUUUAAUGUUUGUGGAGUGGGAAAAUAGGUAGAUAAGGGUAUGUAUAAUUUCUCUAUCUAUCUAUAUAUCAUGUGUUUGUAUUUUUUAUUUGUUUAUUGUUUGUUUUUUAUUAUUUCAAUUUCUUUAUUUAAAAAA